This is a messenger RNA of Fusarium verticillioides 7600, 988 nucleotides long. RefSeq lists its product as hypothetical. The coding region runs from base 243 to 575 and encodes 110 amino acids. NCBI's taxonomy places the organism in Eukaryota, Fungi, Ascomycota, Sordariomycetes, Hypocreales, Nectriaceae. The record is from RefSeq and is a predicted model, not a curated record. The transcript is spliced from 2 exons.
CGAUGGACGUACUAUCCACGGAUAUCGAGACAGAUUAAUCUUUGUUUAUGGGUGAGAUCCUCCAGUGCCUGUAAAACUAUGCUAAGAGCUAUAGAGACUAUAUCACUGUUUACAUCCAAGUCCCACUCCCAUACUAACGCUCCUGUACCUAUCUUGUCUUCUCUAAUGUGCGCAGAUUGUCCCUACACGGCCGUCGUACGAUAGACAGGUGCUACCUCAAAACCGCUUACAACGCGGGAACCAUGAGUAUUUGCAAUGCCAACAGCAGUUGCAUUGUUGACCAUAUUGAAGGCCUGUAUGAAGAUGACCAAAUUGGUCGACCGAUCACCAUCACCAUCAUUCAUCUCUCGUACGGACAAAAGUUCUACAUGAAAUUCUCUAUCGUCUCUACAUUAUACCUUGUUCAGGGAACUAUCGCCAUGCCCUGGCUCCACACCAAGGCAAAGGCUGCCGGCGAUGAGAUUACAAACGUUUCAGACGGUGGCUGUGUCAGAUCUGAACACUGUCGCUCAUUGCCAUCACUAGUCUUCUCAUCAAAGUCCCACGGGGGCCCUUUCAUCCUAGCGUCCUGCUAAAAAGAAAAUUGUUGCUGCUGCUGGCCCGCGCGAAUACUGGCCGGCUUGCUUUGAGGAGGAGGGAUACUGUGCCGAUGGAUGACAUUCCAAGAAUAUUGUUCGCAGUUUCUGUAGUUGCGAUGUCAGUUGUGUUCACUAAUUUGAGAUUGGAAUUACGACGAUCGCGAUUGCUGGACUGGCUGUGAGGACGAAUGGAAGGAGGUUAAGUGAGGUGUGAUUAUAGGACAGCUUAGCUUGGACAAUUGCGUCCCUAGUUACUACACUACUUGAAUUGUGCUACUAAGGAGUUGGUAAACUUCGGGAUUGACGGCUAAACGCCCUAGCUAACUUCAUAUGAUAAGAAAAAGCUUCAAACUCAAGAUAACUGUGACAUAACCAACUCCUAGCACAUGGGCUACGACUAUCCAACAGCA